Dentiscutata erythropus is the source of this 303-nucleotide messenger RNA. Lineage: Eukaryota; Fungi; Glomeromycota; Glomeromycetes; Diversisporales; Gigasporaceae. The record is from the annotation of a GenBank genome assembly.
AUCGUGAAAGAAAGCACGAAAAAAGAGCUGCAGAAACGCCCGAGGAACGAGAAACGCGUCUCACAAGCAUUCGCAAUCGUUACCAAAAACGUCGAAAACAAGAAACUGAAAGUGGUGAGAAUGAUGGUGAGAAUGAUAUGAAUAAUGAUAUGAAUGGUGCGAAUAAUCGAGUAAAUGAUGUGAUUGAUGAUGUGAAUGGAGUGAAUGAUGGUGUGAAUUAUGGUGUUAAUAAUGGUAUGAAUGAGGGUAUGAAUGAUGGUAUGAAUGAGGGUAUGAAUGAUGAUAUGAAUAAUGGUAUGAAUG